AUGCUUGACAAGAAGUUUUCCAAGUUCUUAGAUGUUUUCCAGAAACUUCACAUCAAAAUUCCCUUUGUAGAAUCUUUAGAACAAAUGUCGAUUUAUGUGAAAUUCAUGAAGGAAAUCUUGUCGAAGAAAAGGAAAUUGGAGGAUUAUGAGAUGGUGGCACUUACUGAGGAGUACAAUGCAAUAUUGCAAAAGAAACUACCUCCCAAGCUUAAAAAUCCGGGUAGUUUUACCAUUCAUUGUACUAUAGGGAGUGCGGUUUUUGAGAAGGCAUUAUGUGAUUUAGGGGCAAGUGUGAAUCUGAUGCCUCUAUCUAUCUAUAGAAAAUUGAAAUUGGGAGAAGCUCGCCCUACUAUCGUGUCCCUACAAAUUGCAGAUCGUUCAGUGAAUCACCCAAGAGCUACUGGAAGGGCGCUAAUUGAUGUACAAAAAUGGGAAUUGAAGCUGCCAGUGCAAAAUAAGAAGGUAGCAUUUAAUAUUUUUGCGGCAACUGAAAUUCCAACAUGUUGUAGAGUAGAUUUGAUAUCAGGAGGGGGCAGUAAGGUGGAAGCUAUUAAGAGAAAGGCCAUCGCUCAAGUUGGUAGUCGAGCAGUGCGUAAUCGUGUAAAAAAGUUCUUUAGUGGGAAAGAUCAAAUGUUACAUGAGCGAUGGAAAGAUCCAAAAAUGUGCAACAUCAUAAGACGAACUUUCUCAUAUGACACUUUGGCUCUUAAGGAUUUGAGGGGUGGACUUGAUCCGAGUUAA
Messenger RNA from Humulus lupulus (European hop), 741 nucleotides. RefSeq lists its product as uncharacterized. The record is from RefSeq and is a predicted model, not a curated record. The transcript is spliced from 2 exons. NCBI's taxonomy places the organism in Eukaryota, Viridiplantae, Streptophyta, Magnoliopsida, Rosales, Cannabaceae. The coding region runs from base 1 to 741 and encodes 246 amino acids.